Molecule: messenger RNA, 1344 nt
Organism: Penicillium canescens
Lineage: Eukaryota; Fungi; Ascomycota; Eurotiomycetes; Eurotiales; Aspergillaceae
Product: splicing regulator NSRP1-like domain-containing protein
Exons: 1
Coding region: 1-1344 (447 amino acids)
Biological process (GO): regulation of alternative mRNA splicing, via spliceosome
Source: RefSeq, a predicted model, not a curated record
AUGCCGCCCAACAUGCCAUACGGAUUGCACCUUGCGAACAAGAAAGCGGCGCCGAAACCAGGAAACGCGUUUGGACAAAAACGCAAGAAGAACAUAUUUGAUGAUGACUCCGGAGACGAGGAUCAGCAGAACGAUAAUGGUGCGAUCGAAGUUUCUACAAUUGGAGGGUUAGAGCAGCCAGCACCGAAACAAAAGCCACCUUCAAGCGCAGGACCGCCACCGAAACGGAAAAUGCAACUAGGCAGUGGGCCCAAGCCCCCUAUCAAACCACUCAGCAAGAGCUCGCUAUUUGCCGAUGAUGAGGAUGAAGACGAAGAAAAGGAGAAACAAAAAGGCCAGAUCAAUCUUGGCCUUAACCAGGCAAAGCCAAAGCAACCGCCAGGUGCUGGCGACGAAUACACUAAUCUCUCAGCUUUGCAUAGCAGUAAGAAGCAUGCAAAAGAAGCCGAAGAAUUUGACCCAUCAAUCUACUCCUAUGAUGCCGUUUAUGAGAGUCUUCAUACCAAACCUUCCAAGGCCUCAACAGAAGUGAAGAGCGAUGUACCGAAAUACAUGAAGAACCUACUGGAAAGCGCCGAAAUCCGAAAGCGGGAUCAGCUACGGGCUCGCGAUCGUCAACUUGCCAAGGAGCGUGAGGCCGAAGGCGAAGAAUUCGCAGACAAAGAGAAGUUCGUCACAUCCGCCUACAAGGCCCAACAAGAAGAGCUACGCAAGGUCGAAGAGGAAGAAGCGCGCCGCGAGAAGGAAGAGGAAGAACGUCGGAAGAAGAAUGGUGGCUCCGGCAUGAUUGGGUUCUACCGAGACGUGUUGUCACGAGGAGAAGAACGGCACGAGGAGGUCCUCAAGGCCUCAGAAGAAGCCGCCCGCCGUGUCAAGACAGGUGAGGUGGAAGAGGAAGCAGAGAAACAGCCGGAAGAACAGACCGAUAGUCAAAAAGCAGAAGAUCUCAAUUCUCGCGGUGCUCACGUUGUGGUCAACGACGAGGGCCAGGUCGUCGACAAGCGCCAGCUUCUGUCUGCUGGAUUGAACGUCGCACCGAAACCCAAGGCCCAGCCGUCUGCCUCCAAAGCAGCCCCACGCCCCUCUGCACGACCAGGUGCCGCUGCAGGUCACCAGUCUGGCCGUGCUGCUCAGCGUGCUCGACAGACCGACAUGGUCGCAAGCCAACUGGAGGAGCGCGCGCGACAAGAAGAGGAGGCAGAGGCUGCAAAGCAAAGGGAAGUGGCCGAGAAGAGCCGCAGCCGCAAGACCGAGGGAGAGGUCUCCAGCGCGAAGGAGCGCUACUUGGCUAGAAAGAGGGAGCGGGAAGAAGCUGCCGCCAAGGAGAAAGCAAAGGGGGCUUGA